ACCCGUUUACUGUGGUACUACUCUCGGCUGGAGAAAGAGUUAAGAGAAUAUAGACCAUUGUCAUGAAAUGUGCUUCUUUGCUAUUCAAAGAAAUGUGCUAUUCAAUCGCAUAUAAAAAUAAUGACUCUUAAUUUUCACUGAAUUCAGAUAUUGUUGGUGCAUCCCGGCAUCCAAAGAUACAGGACAACGUCAGGAAACCAGUUUAAGAUGGAGAAGAGGAACGUUCAGCGUUACUCUGGGACAACAAGGCGGAGGCGGUGGUGGGGUCUGAGGAGGCGUUGGAGAAUGUUAGGCCUGUUUGAAAUCAACCAGGAACAUGAGUUCUACAGCUUCACCUGUCUUAUGAAAGAGGGGCUGCAUGCUGCCCUACAGACCAGCAUCGACACACCAGGACCUGUCAGUAAAUCUAUAGAUGAACUUUCUGCUGAACAUUACAAAUCGGAGCAGACUCAAGUCCACAAGGACUAUGAGAUGCAGACAUUUGCAGGACUGGUGUUUUCCAGCUUGCGGUACUCCCUGGACAUAAAUGAGGAGGAGUACAAGAGAUCCCUCUCUUCAGACAGCUGCUAUCUACAGUUCAUGAGCAACUCCAAGAGCAAGGCUGACUUCUUCCUCACGAAUGACAAGAGGUUCUUCCUAAAGACACAGAAUAAGCAGGAGGUGAAGUUUCUUCUUUCCAACCUGAUGGCAUAUAUGGAUCACUUGGAGAAAUACCCCCACUCGUUGUUGGUCAGGUUCCUGGGUCUCCAUAGUAUCCAAGUACCAAAUGAAACAAAGAAGUAUUUCAUUGUGAUGCAGAGUGUGUUUUACCCGGAUGAGAGGAUUGAUACAAGAUAUGACAUUAAGGGCUGUGAGGUGGGUAGGUGGACUGACCCUGCAUCUACUGGAAGCCCAGUUAAGAUUCUGAAGGAUAACAACUUUGAAGGAAAGCACAUCAUUCUGGAUCAGAAGAGCUCCUGGCUUGUGGAACAGGUUGAAAUAGACACAGCUUUCCUCCGUAGCCUCAAUGUGCUUGACUACAGCAUUCUGCUGGCCCAUCAACCCUUGCACAAAGAUGAGCUGGAUGGGAAGCAUUCCUUUAGUAACCUUAUUGUGCGCACUGAAAAGUCCAUGGCCCAAGACAGUCGAAAAGAGGAAGAUCAUCCCACUAGUCCAUUGUUGGGGGGAGACUCUUUUCGACUGGCAUCAGCCACAAUAGACAGUGGGCCAGACCAUGUUCAGGACACAGGGGAGCACUCUGGCCAUUCAAUCCACUGCCAGGAGAUAAACCUGCCCUCUGUAAACAGUACAGAUGCAGAACUCCAUGAGUUCCAUGCUCAUCACCGUAGGCUGCUGCCUAAUUUCAAGAACUCUGUGCAUGUCAUAGAUGGGCCAGAGCUGCGCUACUUUGUGGGUAUUGUAGACAUUUUUACUGUGUACGGUUUGAAGAAAAGGCUGGAGAACCUGUGGAAGAGUGUGCGCUUCCCUGGCAGAGCCUUUCUACUGUCAGCCCAGCUACCUACUCCCAGAGGUUCUGCCGGUGGGUAAAGGACCACACCAAGUAAAACGGGGACACUGUGUCUCUAGAAAUGCAUCUAUCUAGAUAAUCUGGGCAUUUUUUUCCCCUGUUUUUGUCGGUAACAGUAUGAACAAUAGGUGGCACCACAGCUUAUGUUGUAGUGGUGGUAGCCUAUUUCAAAAUACAGAUACAACACACAAUUUAAUUACGCAAUAAGGCAUGAGGGGUUGUGGUGUAUAUGACCAAUAUACUGUGGCUAUGGGCUGUUUUUAGUCACGACUCAACGUGGAGUGCCUAGAUACAGCUCUUAUAUUGGCCAUAUACCACAAGCCCCCAGGGUGCCUUAUUGCUAUUUGAAACUGGUUACCAACGUAAUUAGAGCAGUAAAAAGAAAAGUGUUGUCAUACCCAUUGUAUGUCAGCCAAUCAGUAUUCAGGGCUCAAACCAUCCAGUUUAUACUUGUUAUUAAAUGUGUUCAUAUUAUUAUGGUAUUCUGUGUGUUUAUAUAAAUCAAUUACCAACAGGAA
Oncorhynchus gorbuscha (pink salmon) is the source of this 2025-nucleotide messenger RNA. Its product is annotated as phosphatidylinositol 4-phosphate 5-kinase-like protein 1. The coding region runs from base 208 to 1527 and encodes 439 amino acids. NCBI's taxonomy places the organism in Eukaryota, Metazoa, Chordata, Actinopteri, Salmoniformes, Salmonidae. The record is from RefSeq and is a predicted model, not a curated record. Gene Ontology annotation, molecular function: phosphatidylinositol kinase activity. The transcript has 10 exons. Gene Ontology annotation, biological process: phosphatidylinositol metabolic process.